ACAGAGGAAGUACAAAUGAGAUGACAGUAAAGGAGUUUAAGAUGAGCUGUGCAUGAAACCAAAGUUAUUGAUGCAUCCAUACCAAUGAAUGUUGCUCGAGUGAUCCUUGCUCUAAUAUUCUGCACCUUUUUUACAGCAUCAUAUUUCACAAAUAAGUAUGUCCUGUUUAUCCUAAAGUUUACAUUUCCAACCAUUUUUCAGGGGUGGCAAACCUCCACUGGAGCUCUAUUGCUACUGGUUACUUGGAAACUAGGUUGGGUUGAAAUCAAUGGGCUGUCCAGAUCGGCAGCUUUUUCCCAGCUUCCUGGGUCAUUCUUAUUUAUUGGAAACAUUUAUGCUGGGUCCAAAGCACUUUCGCUUUUGCCAAUUCCUUUCUUCUUUGUGUUACAAAAUGCCUCAGAGGUCUUUACCCUUCUCAUUAUAACGGUUACUCAAAGAGAGAAACCUUCAUGGAUGAAAUUAUUAAGUGUGUGUAUGCUGCUGGGAUCUGCUACCAGCCUUAUUCUGUACAAUCCACAAUUUGGUCCCAGUGGCUACACAUGGGCAUCCAUCCAUCUGUUCUGUGUAGGAUCAUAUAAAGUAUUCCAGAAGAAUUCCAAAACCAGCCAUCUAAGUGAUCUUGAAGAGCAGUUCAUCAACUAUGUGACCAGUACAUUGUUACUUGCCUCCCUUGCAUACUCAACAGGUGACCUGUCUGGUGCCUUAGAUUUUCCUCUCCUGACCUCAUCCAGGUUCCAUACUGGCUGUUUGGCCAGUGCCAUUUUCAGUUUUUCUCUGAUGCUUGCAACCGUGAAGCUGAAGAGCAGUCUGUCUCAGGAACACUGUGGGGUCUGGUUCUUCCUAGCCAAGGUACUGGCCUCAGGUCUUUCAUUUCUUCUUUCCACAUUCAACACUGUGAUCAGUCCUGUGACACUUUGCUGCAUUAUCCUGAAUUACACCGGAGAGGCCUUGUUUUUGUUUUCUGACAGAUUAUAAAAAUUGUUAUUGAGAUUAAUUGUAUUCUUAGUGCCUUUUGAAGAUUCACCAACUAUUUCAGUCACUCCACCUUAAACCUUUUAUACAGUCUUUAUUAAACAAUCCAGAUUCUGUAAUGUUACUCUUGUACUUAAAUAAUUGUCCAUAAUAAAUAAAUAGCCCCCCCUUCAUAUACCCUAGAAAAACCUCACAAAUCCCAAAAUAGAGCAUCAUUUAAAGGCACAGGUAACAUUUGUUAGUACUGAAGGCCAUUUACCCAUCCUUGUCUUUUUUUCUGUAAUGGCCUUGCAAAUAUUCAACUUUUAUGUUCAGAAAGUGAAAAACAUUUGCUAUAAUUUGCUAUAAUCUGUUUACUUUCACAUAUAUAGAAAAUGUGGCCAGUAAAUUCUAAACAUUUAAUUAGGGUUUUCUAUUUUCUAUUUCAGCAGCAACUUUUGUAGUUACUGUAAAUUGUCAACCUUGUACAUCCUUUAUGUAGGAUGUCAUUAUCUUGCAGUGUUUACUUUUUAAAUCCUUUAUUGUAUCAUGUAUGCCACACCUUUCUUUAUAUUAGUAGUACAACUCUUUGUAAAAACAAAAAAUAUGGGGAAACAGUGGUAUAUUAGGCUCCAGUAGCUCUCAUGCAGUUUUUCAAAAAUAGUUUUUACAUAAUAGCCGUCACCAUUAAAGUAUUAUUGGUAAAAUAUACAGUACUGUGCAAAAGUUUUAGGCACUUGUGAAAAAUGUUGCAUAGUGAGGAUGUCUUCAAAAAUAAUGACAUAAAUAGUUUUCAUUUAUCACUUAAUGUCAUACCUUUAAAACAGCACCAAUUCUCCUAGUUACACCUGUACACAGUUUUUCUUGGUUGUUGGCAGAUAGGAUGUUCCAAGCUUCUUGGAGAAUUCUCCACAUCUGUUUAGGCUGUCUCAAUUGCUUCUGUCUCUUUAUGUAUUCUCAGACUGACACGAUGUUCAGUGGGGGGUUUUGUGGGGGACAUGACAUCUGUUGCAGGGCUCCCUGUUCUUCUAUUCAAAUUUUUUCUAUUUACAAAAGUAAUGUUUGGGAGUCUAAAAUGUAUAUUUCCUAUUGACACACUAAAGCUGAAAAUAUAGAUAACCAUCUUAAGACAAAUGUUUUUGUGAAACAUCUUAUGUGCCUAAAACUUUGCACAGUACUGUAUAUGUUGUUGUGGUGUCAUUUUAUUAAAGUAUGAGUAUUAUUCAUAAUUAUUGCAGCUUGGUUGACGGUUAUAAUACUUUUCAUAAGAAAACCAGAGUGUCUAAUAACUCUAAAUAUAUAAAUAACUCUCACCUUUAAAAUAUUCUAGCUACUAGUACUGGGAUUAUUCAGUUUGAAUUGAAUGAUGUUUACUGUAUUUCAGAGCCACAAUGUUAUGCUAUUUUUACAGCUUCUGUCAUGAAACUGCACCUUCCUUUUAUUCAUUUUCUGUUUCAAAUCUGUCUUUUCAAAAGUAAAUAAAAUGAUUUCAAUGAC
Myxocyprinus asiaticus (Chinese sucker) is the source of this 2448-nucleotide messenger RNA. Its product is annotated as transmembrane protein 241-like. The record is from RefSeq and is a predicted model, not a curated record. Lineage: Eukaryota; Metazoa; Chordata; Actinopteri; Cypriniformes; Catostomidae. Bases 85 to 975 code for a protein of 296 amino acids. The transcript has 15 exons.